Molecule: messenger RNA, 1041 nt
Organism: Cucurbitaria berberidis CBS 394.84
Lineage: Eukaryota; Fungi; Ascomycota; Dothideomycetes; Pleosporales; Cucurbitariaceae
Product: Metallo-hydrolase/oxidoreductase
Exons: 4
Coding region: 106-1041 (311 amino acids)
Source: RefSeq, a predicted model, not a curated record
CGCUGUGCGUGUCGACGCGAUUCGGCAAUUGACAAACACGAGCGGGUGUAACUGGUAUUAGCUGAAGGUACUCACCAACUAAAUAUCUUUGUACUUGUACCGAAGAUGACAGUCACGGACUUCGGAAGUGGAAGCUUGCCGCGUACAGAUGCUUUUGUCGAGCUUUCUCUGCUUGAUGGUGGAAGCUUCAUUGGCGACCUUAGCAGGUUGCAUGCUGGCGAGAGUGGCGGAUUUCGCAUGUAUAACUGGGCUUUUUACAUCUCACAUCGAGGAAGACACAUCAUCUGGGAUCUUGGAUUGGACGAGGAUCGGAGUUGCUAUACACCCUGGGUCAACCAAUUCAUGCUUGAUCAAGUGAACCACGUCGGGCCACGAAGAACUAUAGUUCAGCAGUUGUCUGAAAGAGGAGUCUUGGCAAACCAAAUCGAUACUGUGUUGUUCAGUCACGCACACUGGGAUCACUCACGACCUAUCAGCGACGUGUUUCCGAACGCAACGGCCUACUUCGGACCGGGAACAAGGUCUGCUUGCUCGCCCGGACACCUAGAGGAGCCUAACGCGCAAUGGGACGGCCGUUUCUUCGAUCCGAAUCAUGCGACGGAAAGAUGGGAAGAGGUUGCGGGGACCUGGGCGAAGUUCGGUCCAUUCAACGUAGCGAUGGACUACUUCGGUGAUGGUAGCUUCUGGGUCAUUCAGUCGCCUGGACACAUGCCAGGAAACCUGUCGGCUGCUGCAAGGUUGCGAGACGGUAGCUGGGUACUGCUCGGAUCUGAUUGCUGCCAUUCUAGGGAGUUACUUGACGGAAAGAAGGAGAUUGCGCAAUUUGGUGAGAACAUGUCUCUUCACACUGAUCUCAAUGCCGCAAAGGACACAAUCGCGAAAAUACGAACCUUAGAAAGGGGUUGCGGUCUCCACGUGGCACUCGCGCACGAUGCAAGCUGGUUGAAGCAAGGUAGUGAUAGCGUACUAAUGUCGUUAUUGGAUGACUAUAUGAAGGCGGCGGUUAAGGAGGGACGGAUAGCUAGGGAUGAGAUACCAUAA